AUGGAGAAGCCAACAAGACAGACUCCAUUUUACACCCAGCAUAGGGCUGAAUUGCUUGUUCUGAGCUCUCAGAUAGCAGCAGCACUGCUACAUGCCCUUGCCAGAGUUGUUGAGGUCGGAUCGGGCCUGAAAGAACGAGUCCACCCCUUCACAGUGCUUCAAAUUCGUCUCUUCAUUACGGUUCUUGGAUGCACUGCCUACCUCUGGCGAGCGAGAAUAGAUUUCCUGGGACCGACCGGAUUGAGACCUCUAUUAGCGCUACGAGCGGCUGGAGGCGUCUUCGGCGCUUGUGGGUUUUACUUGUCAAUUUCAUACCUCUCGCUCAGCGAAGCUACAGUGCUCAACUUUAUAGCACCGCUUGGGGCCAUUAUGUUGACAACAUAUUGGGAGGGUAGAACUUUUGCGUUUCUAGACUUAAUUGCCUGCAUCACAGCACUUGCAGGAGUUGUUCUAGUUCUGCAACCUAUCCCUAUCUAUAAAGCCGUAGCACAGGCCGAGAUAUCCAGUAGUAUCUCUACAGACCCCUACGCACACCUCAAAGGUGUUGUUUCUGGAAUCACCGGUGUGGCUGGUGGAAUUGUUGCAUUUUCAGCAAUGAACCGACUAGGAAAAAACGUUCAGCCAGCUGUCACUAUCAACUAUUUCGGGGUCAGUAUUUGCAUUGUAACAACUGCUUUCUCCACGAUCAUGCCCGAGGUUGUAUGGCCAACUCGAAUUGAAUCGUGGUGCCUUCUUGCCAUAAUAGGAAUACUCGGGCUUGUGAUGGAGUAUCUCCUAACGGCAGGCUUAGGAUCGGAUGAUCCUAGAGUAACUAUCAUGAUUUAUUCACAGGUUUUAUGGGCGCUUUUUCUAGACUGGGCUAUCUGGCGUUCACAUGUGAACGUGUUGACCGUUUUAGGAUCUAUGGUGGUCGUUGCAAGUCUUGCAGUUCCGUAUCUUUUCAGGGAGUCGUCUCAUCCGAAAGAAGACAUGUUUAGCACAAGGUCAGGCAUGGAUGAUAUUGAAGAGGGACAAGACGAGGCCCAUGCCAACUAUAUCAGCCUAGAAUAG
Messenger RNA from Bipolaris victoriae FI3, 1050 nucleotides. RefSeq lists its product as hypothetical. Lineage: Eukaryota; Fungi; Ascomycota; Dothideomycetes; Pleosporales; Pleosporaceae. The transcript has 3 exons. The record is from RefSeq and is a predicted model, not a curated record. Gene Ontology annotation, cellular component: membrane. Bases 1 to 1050 code for a protein of 349 amino acids.